This is a messenger RNA of Strongylocentrotus purpuratus (purple sea urchin), 9726 nucleotides long. Its product is annotated as E3 ubiquitin-protein ligase TTC3. NCBI's taxonomy places the organism in Eukaryota, Metazoa, Echinodermata, Echinoidea, Camarodonta, Strongylocentrotidae. Gene Ontology annotation, biological process: signal transduction. Gene Ontology annotation, molecular function: protein binding. The coding region runs from base 209 to 7384 and encodes 2391 amino acids. The transcript has 38 exons. The record is from RefSeq and is a predicted model, not a curated record.
AUAUCCAUGUAAAUAUAUCCGUAGGCUACGUGAAAAACAUGCAUGUAAUUCUAUCCAGAAUUUGAUUUUGAAACACCGCCUGUACGAUCUGUUACUGUUUUGAUGUUCAUUGCAAACUACAGGGAAAGAAGGAGAGUAGGAUUUUGAUCAACCAGCUCUGAAGAGGCUGCCGAGGGAACACACCUGUCUCUCUACAUGUAAAAGCAGCAUGGAGGUGAUGCAACUGUUCACACUGCCCCUCCUCCUCAUCCUUUGUGGCGAUGUAGAGCUCAAUCCUGGCCCUUUGCAAAAAGUGACAAGGAUUUCAUCAGCGACCGUGUCCAGAGCUCCAAAACCUGAUGGCUCUCAGGAAACCGACAUGCUGACCGACCAAAUGACGGAAAGCGAGAUCUGGACCAAAGCCAUGUUCUACACCGAAGCCGAUUGGACGUACGUCGGCAACGACCUCGGCUACAAUGCCAAGGAGCUCCAGAACUUUCGGCAGCACUUUCCACGUCUUCAAGAUGCCUAUUUCAAGAUGAUUAAAUUGUGGCGCGACAACGGAGGGGUCAGGAGAGCCGGAGGUUCCAUCUACGUUAAGAAACUCACCAUGACGUUCAACAGAACUCCUCUGAAGGAUGACGAAGAGAAGAAGGAGAAAGAAAAGCAGGAGGAGAAGGAACGAGAAAGGAAGAAGAAAGAGAAAGAGAUUUCCAUUUAUUCACAUCCAGAUGUCAAGCCCAAGCUCAAAUCCUGCAAGUGUGGUAGAUACCAUGCAACGUGUGAGGCCAAAGAAGUGGUGGAAAUAUGGAACAAGCACCUGCGAGACGGACGCAAGAUGCACGAGACCAACAUGCGCAUCGUUCUCUUCGCCCCGCUACUCUACAACAGAAGCACCCUCGCCCCUAAGUGGCAGCAGUGGAUGAGAAAGCUGGAUCUUAUCAUAGAUGAUUUGGCUCCGCUCGAGAGGAAGAAAGAAGUAUUCUUCAGGUUAGAUGAACUUGACAAAGUAUUGGAAUAUAUACACACCAAGCUCUCAACCAUGCAAACAGAUGAUUACGAUCGAAUGACAUGGCUCCUGGAGGAGGUGGAGAAAGUUGAUGAACUUCAGGUGGCCAUGGAAGUAGCAAAAAGCAAUUCAUAUUUUGUCACAUUUUAUGAUAACUUGAAGACGAGAAAAAAAAUGAAGGACAGUCGAGUGAGUCGUCUAAUGGCUCUGGUCACUAUCAAGCAAUACUGGCAGUAUGUUCACCACACAGUGAUUCAUAAAAAGGAAAUAUUAGCUACUCUCAUGAAAUUGGGUGAAAGGGAUGAAAAGGACAUGAACAGUUUAAAGGACAGAGGCAACAAUCUCUUCAAAAACAACAAAUUCCGCAAUGCACAUGAGAUGUAUACCAAGGCUCUGGCAAUAGGUGUAUUCAACCACAUCCUGUACAGCAAUCGUUGUCAGACGGCACUUCACAUGGAGGAUUUCUGGGAUGCGUUGUGGGAUGCCCGUCGAGCCGUCACAAUCAAACCUGAUUGGCAAAAGGGUCAUUACCGUUACGCCCAAGCUUUCUUUGAGCUGAAGGACAUUGACCGUGCACUGCGCGAGAACAAGCGAGGGCAGAAGCUGUGCGACGACGGGGGAUCACAAACGGGAGACCUCCAGCGGCAGGCGACCAUGUUCAACGAUGAGAAGAAGAGGCUCGUCAGCCUCAACAGCAAGAAGAAUGAGGUCCCUGAUCUUGUGAGCGAGUCGGAGACGGACAGUGAUAGCGAUUCAGAUCGCAAAGGGAAGUCCAGAAAGCCGAGCAAACUCCCAGACAUCAAUCAAGAUCUGCAGAAGAGCAAGGAGGACUUCAAUAAGAAGAAAGCUGAAGAAGCUAAGAAGAAGAAAGAGGAAGAAGUGAGGAAGGAGAAAGAAGUGGCAGAUAGGAAGCGAAGGGAAGCGGAAGAAAGGGAGAGGAAACGCCAAGAAGAGCAAGAAAUUAGAAGACGACAACGGAUUAUGCACGAUGUAGAGGCCUCAAACAAAAGCUCGGAGGAGGAUGAGAAAAGAAAAGCAGAAAGGAACAAACGAAAAGCUGAGAAGGCGGAGAGGAAACGUAAAGAGGCAGAGAAGCAAGCGCAAGAGCGUGUGAAGCGAGAUGAGAAGGAAAAACAUGCUAAGGAGAAGGAGAAACAAGCCAAGAGGGAAGCUGAGAUAGCAAGGCAACAGAAAGAACAGAUGCGAAGGGAAAAUGAGCGUUUGACCAAGGAGAGGAAUGCUAUAGAGAAGUGUCUAGCUGAUGGUUCCCUAGCCCUAGUCAGCGGUCAGUCUCGCCAAGCUAUCACCCAGUACGACAGGGCUGCAGAACUCUUGAAGGCUACUAAAAAGGAGCAUUAUGGGAUGCAUGAAGCAGACUACUUGGUCUUCCUGUAUGCUCAGGCCACAGCCUACCUCAAGUCCGGAAUACCUUUAGAAAUCAACGAAGCUCUGUCCAGGUUUGAAAGUAUCACAAAGGACUUCCCCAACAUGCGAAAUGGACUACCUUUUUACGGCCUGGCGACAGCGCUCUUCAAAUUAAACAGGUUUACUGAAGCGCUUGAUCCUAUCGAGAAGAGCCUGUUCAUCACCACUCGAUUCGAUCAGACCAUCCACACAUGGCCCGGAACCUCGACCAACAUUGAAGAGACGGAGGAAGGCAAGCUCGAGGCUGCACUGAAAGAGCUUCAGCGUUGGUGCAAGAACCCACCCAGUGCCGACGCCACCUGCAGGUACAUGGAGUGCACCUCCAAGAGGGAGAUGUACUUCUCCGACCUAGACUUCAAGGGUUACAUCAAGGUACAGUGCAGCGAACGUUGUUACAUCGACUACCACAUCAACUGCUGGAAGGCCAUCAAGAAUGAGAGCAAUAUCUUGGGCGAGAAGGAGGCUCUGAAGACUAAGUGCUCAACACCCGACUGCCUAGGAACCUUGAGUUACAUUAAGGUGAUCGAAGGUAAUGGAAUCAUCAAGACAGAGUUCAAGGUUGAGAAACCACCAAAGCCAGCCAAGGAUGAAGCAAAGAAGAAAUCUGCCCCGAAACCCACCAAGGACCAGAAGAAAGGGAAGAAGUUUCGGAAGUAUCACCAAAGUGAUAGCUACAAGGCAGAGAAGGGCCAAGGGGAUGCUGAAGGUCAACCUGGACAUGGUCAAACAGCAGAGGGCGCUCAUGCAGAAAAGGAAGAUUCAUCCAGUAAAUCAGCUCAUAGAGCAACCAAACCCAGGACCGGAUCGGAUGCUGGUAUUGCCGCGGCAACAGACUCCACUCAAAAUGAUACCUCCAGAGUCCAGGGAGCCGAAGGAGAAGCAGAGAUUAAACCAGAAGCUACCUACGUACUGAAGAGGGACGAGUUUGAUGACGUCGAACAGUUGCAUGAAGAAGCCUCAAACAUUGUCCAAUUUGAUUUUGGGCCCACCACGAGACAUCUCUAUGGAGCAGAUGAUGCAGAAGAACUUCAAGAGAGGAAGAACAGGUGGCAUUCAACCCUGACUGUUUCGGAGGAUCGUCCCUUUGCCAUUCCUGAGUACCUACAGGAUGCAGCGAGGAAGAUUGACGCAUCGUUCCAGAAGGAAGAAUUCAUCAUUGUGCCAGAGACAGAUGAAGAGAAGAGUCAGAAAACGGUCCUUUUCCUCCAUUUCAACGAAAUCUUUUCAAGCAAUGGCCCUCUUCAUCUGCAAGAUCCAAUCAUAACCAGGUAUAUGGAACACCUGACAUUUGAGCACCAGGAACUUAUACUUAAACGAGGUGGCCUCAAGCCAUUCCUUCUCGAAUCCGAAGACAUGGUCGUCAUUGGUGAUUACGCAAGUAUGAAGGGUGAUGCUCAGAAGUGCAGAGAGCUAGCGAUCCGUAACGGAUAUCAGGAAAGGGAACUAAGUGGUGAUGUCGCGGGUUACUCUCUGAAUCCUAACUCUGUUCCGUUCAUUCCUGGUCUUGGUGGCUAUAACCCAACCUUGUCGGUGGGUCUUGAUCAGUUUGAUGCGAUGACAAAGCGAGGACCCGUCUCUGGGUUGGACUCUUUCGACGGCGAUGAGGAUAGCGAUGAAGAGGACGAUAACGAAAUUAAAACAGAAGAGAGCGAAGGGACCAAGAAUGAAUCGGACAAUGACGACACCACCACUUCAAGCGAUGAUGAAGAUGACGAUGAGGAGGAUGACAGUGAUGAUGACAACGAUGAAGCCGAAGAUUCGUUCCACGAUGCUUCGUCAGAGAUGCAUGCUUCUAAUUACGAAGGAAUAGAAUCAGAGCUGUAUCAGUCGAUACUUGAAGACAAGGUCAGCGUUCCCUCCAAUUGCAAGGUCGAUGGGAUCGACGAUGAGGACUACCAUUGGGAAGAUCACUAUAGCUCCAAGGAACUCACCAUGGAGGAGGUGGACGAUGAUGUGGUAGUCCAUGGGGAGACGGACAAAAAUGGUGAACAAUCACACGUACAGCGGGGUGGAGAAGGGACAAAGGGAAAUACAGGGGCUAGUAACAAUAUAGAAUCCAAAGACACUGUUGACUCUGCAGAGGGUCGUGAACGGCAAGAGAGUGUAACUAAGUUGCCUGUUCCUUCUGAAAUGGACAGAUCUGAUUUUGAACUUAAUAGGGAUGGAAUCGGUGGUUGUCAAUCUGAACAUAGAAGUAGUAUCCAAAGCGAUGGACCUCGGAGUGUAGUACAAGAAUCUGCGAGUAUAACUGAAAAUCCUGGAAAACUCAUGGUGGUUAAUGGGGUUGCUUCCAUUUGCUUCCCGAGUUUGGUGGGAGCGCCAACAGAACAACCCUACGCCGAAUCUAAUGAAAUGACUUCUGAAUUGAACAAAGGUACUGUUAAUCAGUCUGUUAGACCGGAUAAAGCUGACAGUGACGAUGGCACAUCUGUGGAUGGGGUUUUGAAUCCCCGACCUGAUGAUGAAGUAGUUGGUGCUAGCAACACCAAGAAAUUUGAACAACCAAUCUCAAAACCAGUAGCAACCCCUGUAUCGAAUAGCACCCAUGUUGUUAAUACGGAGACCACUAUGCCAAAGGUUAAUAGACAGGAGAGUGGGAAAGAAACGCAGGAAUUGCAGAGGACUCCAUUAUCUGAGAGCGACUAUGAGAAGAUGUUUGAAAAGCGAAUGCAACAGUGGAAGGACCAACAACCACCGGUCCACGAGCAGAGAACCUUCGGUACGAACACGGAUGAUUAUGUGAAUCAGCAGAUGGAAUCUCUUCAGUUGGCUUUGGAACAGGCAGAAAACAACAAGAAGAUUUCAGAAGCUAGGAUGAUUGAAUAUCAGCAAGCCAUCACCAGGAGGGCAGAUGAUAAAAUCAGGAGCUUGCAGGAGAAGAAUCAGAAAGACUUGGAUCUGCAUGAGAAGAAGGCAAAAGAAGAGAAGCAGUUGCUGUUCAGUUCCCUGCACCAAGUGGAAGCCGAAUACCUCAAACAAAAUAAGAGAUUAAAUAUCCUCGAAGAGUAUGAAGAAUCACGCGAGAAAACUAAGCGGAAGCUUGCCGAGCUCAAGGAGAGAUACGAGAAACUGGUUCUAGCCUCAGCCGAUGAGACGGAAUCUCUGAAGAGUGAGAUCGGUAUACUUCGGAAUUCUGUCAAAGACAAAGAGAAGACCAACAAGAUGCUUGAGAAGCAGUCUAAGAAGUUGACGGCGGAAAAGCAAGAACUCCUUGACAACGUGUCCAAGCUCCAGUGUGAGAUGGCGCUGCUCAACGAGGAUCGUCUCACAGCAGACUCCAGGAGGACCCAGAUGGAGAAGGACAUGGAGGAGUCCAAGAAGGUUCCCAAGGAGCUGAAGGAAGCGUUGCACGCCUUGGAGCUACGUCUGAAGGCCAGGGAUGAAGAGGCUGUGAAGUCCUUGGGAAGGGCGUGCAAAGCUGAGAUCCAGUUCCUGCAUCUGUUUAUGGCCAAGGAGCUGAAACCAUUGGAAGAAGCAUGCAAGGAAGCCAACAACCACAUUCAAACUAUAGCAAACAUCCUCCAGAAUAACCCGAUGAUGGAGGAACAUGUUAGAGCCAUCAGGAGCAUGUGGCAAGAUUGUCUCGCAACCAACCAACGAGCUGCAUCGAAAGCACAGAAUGAAUUUCAGAAACAGGUGAAUGCCAUCCAGAAUGGUGCUACCUUGGACUCUAUGAAGCCUGUGGAAGUCCCUGCUCCAUACAAACCUGAAGGCCUUGUCAAAGGAGCGAACGGCUCACCCACCCCCCAACCAGCCUUGACCCUACCUUCCUCCAUGGCCCAUGAACCAGGCAUGGCUGCCCCAGCCCCAGGCUCAUGGACGAUGUCUGCCCCCAGGAUGCAACCUGUAGACCACCAGGAUGGGAUCAUAGCGGCGCCAACGGCAGAGGAGGUGCCUCAGAAUGGUGCAGGUGCCGUGGAGAACCAAUCCGCUUCUCAACCCCACACAGUCCCUGAAGCUCAACGUAAGGCCAUGGCAAUGGCCCAAGCAGAGGCUAUGGCAGAGGCCCAGGCCCAGGCUCAAGCUCAAGAACAGGCACAAGCUCAGGCCCAAGCGCAAGCCCAAGCACAGGCCCAGGCUCUGGCCCAUGCACAAGCUCAGGCACAGGCUAAGGCAAAGGCCCAGCAGAUACAAGCCCAAGCCAUGAGCCGAGCCCAGACUCCACCGGUAGUCUCCCAGGGAGAGGCAACCACCCAGCAAGCCGCUAUGUCAGGCAACGGUUUCAACCAUCACCAGCAGUCUAAUGCUAUUCCACCAAACAUGCAACACGCUCAACAUCAAAUGCAGAUGUCGCAGCAACAAGGGGCUGCAGCUCGCCACCAACAUCAGCUACAACAGCAACAACAGAUGCUUGCACGGCAGCAAUACAUGGAACAACAAGUGGCACGACCGAAGAACAGUUUUGAGCGGAUUAUGCUGAGGCUGCAUGGCUUCUUCCCCAAUUACAACAAGGUUCAGCUGACUGGUUUUCUGAAGGAGGUCCGUACAUCUAACAAUGGCUCCCUCUCUGGCCUGUCGGUGGAAGAGAUCAUCCGUCGUGUUAAAGACCUCGUCCGUCAACGACAAAGAGAGACGGCAGGCAAUGCUUCUCAGAGGAUGCAGAACAAGGGCUUCACCAACCACCAGGGCAUGUCUGGAGGUCGCCCCACUGCCCCUCCGGCCACCUUUAACGCCCAGCCUAAGCGAUCCUCGUACCACAACGCCCCUACCCCACCCCAGCCGGCCUGGUCGACGGUGGGCCACAUCCAGGGGCUUAACUGGCAUAAGGAACUUGUCGAUGGAGAGGCGGAAGAGGAGGACCCCUGCGUGAUCUGCCAUGACGAGAUGAGCGGGGAUAACACCUUGGAGAUAGAGUGUGGGCAUAUCUUCCACAUACAUUGUCUCCACGAAUGGCUGAAGCAGCAGCAAACUUGUCCGACGUGCCGCAACUUCACUAUCCUCAAGGAUGACUACCCUUCGCUCCACAAGUAAGAGAGAGAGAUAAGACGAUCAGAUCUCUCAAAAUUAAAUGCUUUCUUCUACCGAGAAGAGGGGACUGGUCGAGACUACAAUUUUUCAAAGUCCUGUGCAUUAGUUUGUGACUACAUGUUCCUCUAAAACAACUAACUACCCAUCACUUCACCAGGAAUAACUUUUUAUUUUUCUUGAGAAAGAUCGUUACUACAUUCUCUAAAACAAUGAUUGCACUUCACUAUACUAGUAAAAAAAAAAAAAGGGAAGACUACACAUGUUGGUCAGAUGUCUCGUAAUAUAAUUAUUCAUUUUGUAUGACUCAUAGGUUAAUAGUUUGUCACAUACAAUUUGUAAUAUGACAUGAUGUUGAUUAUUUUUCCCCUCUGAAUGAAUGAUGAUGUAAAAGAAAGUAUGUAUUACUUCUAAUAAGAUUAAAUGUUUAUAAAUGGUAAUGCAUUUAUAUUUUGUAUCUCAAGUGUUAGGCAAACAAUACAUUGUUCAUUAUAGCGCUUAGAGACUUUGGUGGUAAGCGCUUUAUAUGCACCGUUUUAAUUAUUAUUAUUAUUAUUAUUAUGUAAAGGAUAUUGCUUUCCAUUCAUUGAAGUACAUGUGAAGUUUAUUUAGGUUACUCCAAUUUAUCCCAAUGGUUUUGUAAGUAUAGUCUCCAAUAUAAAAGUAAUCAUUUUGUUACCCGCUUCAGAAAUUAAUAUGAAUGUGUAAUUUCAUUUUUGGCAGCUUGAGAUAAUUGAAAAUGUGCUUCCCUUUUUUAAGGAAGAAACAUUAAACUAAUUUUAUAUCAAUUGUUACUACUCCUUUGCCUUAUCGUCUUAAAAAAUAUAAUGCUGUGUGAAAUACUUUGAUCAAUUUCUUAUAACUGAAGAGAUACUAUAUUACAUUAAAAAGACGUUAUGAUUAAUCUUUUAUGAUAUACCUUUUGCAACACUAGCAAAAAUAGAAAUACAAAUUUUGGUUGAAGCAAAUCCAUGUAUUUACAGUUACUUUUUAACUGCAGUAGCUGUAAUCUACAUCUGAAUAUUCUGUCUAAAACUUAUGUUAAUUUUCUACUUGUAUGCGCCCAAUUGAAACUAGAUUGCACAAUGAACACUUGAACAGAACGCAACAAAUUUAUCAAACAACCCACCUGCAACUCUUUGACAAUAAAACUUUAGCAAAAUGUCGCUAAUUUUUUUUCCCAGUUACCAGUUGUAUCUUCUCAUCUGGGGGGCGUUUCACAAAACUUGUCAUCAGUGACACAUGACAGUUUUUGUUAUAAGCUACUGAAAUCCUUGCUUCUGAUUGGUUAUCAACAGAUUUGUCACUGAUUUUUGUCAUUUGUCAAUGAAAAAAGGCUUUGUGAAACGGGUCUCUCAUAUUGCCUAUUGAGAGCCAGAGGGGUGUUAAACUCUGCUUUUAAUGACACGUUAACGUCCUUUUGGCUUUCAAUAGUUGAUGUACGUUGUACAUGUAUUAUUGUCAUAAAUGACUAUGAAAUACAGUGAAUAUAAUGUACAUUGUUAUAAUUAUUCUAUCUUCAUUAUGUCUUUUGUGUAUGAUGUGUAAAAGUUGGGGUUUUAUCCUUUUUAAAUGUUUGUAAUAACUAUUUUUUAUUCAAAUACAUGUAUUAUAUUAUUAAGAAAAGGACUGUUUCCUGAAACCAUCAUUAGUCUGAACUUUCUGGAUAUCCCAUAGAAUCAUGACUUAUGCUAUAGAGUUAAAAUUCCUUUCUAUUGGAUGUCAUAGAAUAAUGACUUAUGCUAUAUAGAAAUCAAAUUCCUUUCUAUGGGAUGUCCGCGAACUCGGACUUAUGACGGUUUCGAGAAACUAGUCUCAGAUUACUGGUAUUGCCCUCAUAACUGGUUUUAUACAUGGUAAACACUGAGCAUAGCUUGUGAAUGUUUAAAAUACUGUUCAACCUGUAUAGAAAGACCACCUGAGGGAGAAACAAAAAAGGGUCUUGAUAGACACAUAUCAACGAGAAACGUUGUUUCAAAGGAAACCAAAAAAUAUAUGGUUAUUAUAGACAGGUGGUCUUUCUAUACAGGUGUUUUGCUAAAAACAGGUUUGAUUGUACAAGUCCAGUGAAACCUGUGUAUAAAGACUGCUCAUGGGAGACAUACAAAAUUGUCUACUGGUGAUUGCUAGACAGCUUGGACUGUACAAGUAUAUCAAUUAUCAAGAAAUGUUACAUGCCAUUUGAUUCAGCUAUCACACAUUUUUUUUUUCUUCAUGUCUAAUGCAUACAUUUUAGCCUGUAUUGACUGUAUACAAAUUCUUUACUUUCCAAUGUGCAUGAUGCGUAAUUUUCACCCAUAAGAGUUUGUGUUCACAAUGUUUGAAUGAUUAAAAUGCUAAUCUUACAA